Messenger RNA from Rhincodon typus (whale shark), 1060 nucleotides. Its product is annotated as ubiquitin carboxyl-terminal hydrolase MINDY-2-like. Gene Ontology annotation, biological process: protein K48-linked deubiquitination. The record is from RefSeq and is a predicted model, not a curated record. Gene Ontology annotation, molecular function: K48-linked deubiquitinase activity; cysteine-type deubiquitinase activity; cysteine-type carboxypeptidase activity. The transcript is spliced from 2 exons. The coding region runs from base 211 to 1053 and encodes 280 amino acids. Gene Ontology annotation, cellular component: cytosol; cell periphery. Lineage: Eukaryota; Metazoa; Chordata; Chondrichthyes; Orectolobiformes; Rhincodontidae.
GUUACGGGGAGGCUGGCGGUGUCAUGGCGGCUGCCGGUCAGCGGCUCGGAGCGUUUUCCAUGUAAACAGCUCGACGGCUCGUCCUCUCCUCUCCCUCCCUCUACCCCCCUUCCCCACCCCCAAACCCUUCCCCCCUCCCCCCUCUCUCCCGACCACCCCCCCUCCCCCCACCUCCACAGCGCGCGCGCGCACACACACACACCCCGCCUCAUGGAAUGUCAUGACGGUGCCGAGCGGGGCGGCUUGGCCGUGGAGUUUGCCGGAACCGCGCCGAGCACUCGGGGCGAUGGCGGCAGCGGGCGGCUGAAAGGCUCCUGCCGGCCCGGGGAGGCCGCUGCCGCCCCCGCCCCUGCCCCUAACCCCACCCCCGGCCCUAGUGCUGCUCCGAGUACCGGCACACACCUGGGCGGGGAGGAGAGUGAGAAGGUGCAGGACGCCGCUGUUACGGAGAAAGUGAGGGAAGAGGGAGACCAGAGAAACUUGGUAAACAAGAUGGGCGAGCUGAGUGCUGAGGCUGAGAGUGACUUAGCUAAAGGAGCCCUGCCUGGCCUGCCACAACCACAGCAACCGCCCCCGCCGCAGACGGACGCUCAGAUCCGGGAGGAAAGCAGUCCUAGUAAAAUCCCCGAGGGUGACAAAAAUCAUACUGCCAGUGACCAAAGCCUGCCCGGAGAAUCGCAAAGCAUUGACUCAUUGGAGUCCUUUUCGAAUCUGAACUCCUGCCCGAGCUCUGACUUGAACAGUGAAGGAACUGAAGACCGGGCUCUGGCUCUUGCUUUACAAACUGAAGAGUAUAAUAGCAAGGAUGGUGUUGCCAAACCAUCUAGUUCGAAGGAGAGAUUCCCCGGACAGUCAGUCUAUCACAUUAAGUGGAUCAAGUGGAAAACCGAAAACACGCCCAUUAUUACACAGAAUGAAAAUGGCCCUUGUCCAUUGCUGGCAAUUAUGAACGUUCUUCUUUUAGAAUGGAAGAUUAAACUUCCACCUAUGAUGGAAAUUAUAACAGCAGAACAGUUAAUGGAAUACUUGGGUAAGAUUGCUUUUUUUAAUUGAUAAGGGG